Molecule: messenger RNA, 1685 nt
Organism: Megachile rotundata (alfalfa leafcutting bee)
Lineage: Eukaryota; Metazoa; Arthropoda; Insecta; Hymenoptera; Megachilidae
Gene: IFT57
Product: intraflagellar transport 57
Biological process (GO): intraciliary transport; non-motile cilium assembly
Cellular component (GO): cilium; intraciliary transport particle B; microtubule organizing center
Source: RefSeq, a predicted model, not a curated record
CAAUACGCAUAUUUUAAGCGACCAAAGUGAUCGAUAUUAAAUCGUCCGAUUAAAUGUCAUGAAAACGAAUGUUUGCAAGAUGUUUAUUGAAUAAAUGAAACCACAUAUUUCAUAUAUAAAUAUAAGUAAAUUAUAUAUAUGUCUUUUCAGAGAUAGCAUAUAAUAAAAGAAAUGUUUCGGGAAACUUCAAAAAUUAUAAUAGAAGAUGGAUCUUCUCCAUCCGCCUCUUACGUUAUAUACAUCAGAAUGGAAGAUCUAUUAGAAAAAUUGAAACUAUUAAAUUAUGACAUAGAAUUUUUAUCAGAAUUUAAAAUAAAGGCCAUAAAUAGGAACUACUUUGCAAUACAAACAAAUCCAGGAGAACAAUUUUAUACAUUUACGUCUUUAGCUGCAUGGUUAAUCAGAAAAAGUGGCAAGAACUUUGAACCUCCACAAGAGUCAGAUGACCCUAAUGCUACUAUAGCUUUGAUACUGGAUCAUUUAAGGGAUAUUAAUGUACCAGUAGAAUUUCCACCUAAUAAACUGAAACAAGGCAGUGGGGAACAUGCUAUUUAUGUAUUAGAUAAUUUGGCUGAUCAUGCAUUAAAGAUACAGAAAUUUCAAUGGAAGAAAGUGGAUAUACCUCCUGAUGAACCAAGUAAUGAACCAGAUGUUGAAGAUGAUGACGCAGAAUUAAUUUUAGAAAAAGUAGAAGAAGAAAUGAUGGCUGAGUAUGACGACGAAGACGAAGAUAUUUUACAUAUAGAUGAUAUUACAAAAUUAUAUGGACAAAACUUUAAUGACACACAAAAACCAGAUGAUAUUUUAGAGUCUAAAACAAAUAGGGAAGAAUGGCAAUUAGAAUUAGAAAGAGUUUUACCCCAACUGAAAGUAACUGUUAAGACAGAUUCAAGGGAUUGGAGAUCACAUAUAGAACAAAUGAAACAGUUCCAUACAAAUAUCGCAACAAAUCUGACUGGAACCAAAAGUCAAUUAGACAAAUUACGUACCGAUGUAACAAGCGCUUUGGACAAAGUAAAAGCAAGAGAAUCAUAUCUGAACCGACAACUUGAACCUGUUUUAAAAGAAUAUCAAACGCUUCAAGAUGAACUCUCAAAAAUAAAAGAACAAUACCGAGAUGUUAGCGGAGGUGUAACAGAGAGAACAAGAAUAUUUAAUAAAUUAUCAGAGGAAUUGGAACAUAUAAAAAAGGAAAUGGAUGAGAGAGGAUCAAGCAUGACUGAUGGAACACCACUUAUAAACAUAAAAAAGACAAUUACCAAAAUGAAAAAUGAAAUUUCCGAAAUGAAUGUUCGGAUCGGCGUAUUAGAAUACAGUUUAAUGUGUGCGAGAAUACGAGAUCGUACACAGUUGCAAGAAGAUAUGAAUAACACAAAUGGUAUUGUAAUAAUUUGAAUUAUCAAAUAGCACUUUGUUACGUAACUUCAGUCUAUCUUGUUGUCCGUGUAACAAAUUUAAUAAGUUACAUUAGUUUCACGAAUCGUACCGACAGUUCAUUUUUGCUAAAUAUGUUUCUUGCGCACAGUUAUUCCCCUAGCGAUACAAGGGUCCAAUAAAGUUCCGUCCAGAAUUAUUUUUAUAAACUUUCUACGUGUCAACGAAUAUUCAACUUGCAGGAAUUAAUUGUUCGAUCACGUUUUCACCGAUUGUAAUUACAACAAAUAAAUUAUUGCAGUAAUAAGAAA